Morone saxatilis (striped sea-bass) is the source of this 1569-nucleotide messenger RNA. RefSeq names its product cocaine esterase-like. The transcript has 9 exons. The record is from RefSeq and is a predicted model, not a curated record. Bases 110 to 1237 code for a protein of 375 amino acids. NCBI's taxonomy places the organism in Eukaryota, Metazoa, Chordata, Actinopteri, Moronidae.
AGCAAUAGCUCGGUCCUAGUUAUAAAGGGCUGAAGCUUCGCAGCGUUUAAACUCUUCCUCUCCUGCAGAAACGAGCAGUGAGUCGCAGUCAGCACAGAGAACGGCCACCAUGAAGUUCCGUGCGAAGCAAACUUCCGUUUUUCUAGCGUCUGUUUUAUUUCUUCUUGUGGCUGCAGAGCUACAUGCACCUGAAGUCCACACAAAGCUGGGCAGCCUGAGAGGUGAAUAUGUGAGCGUAAAGGGGAAGGAGACUGGGGUCCACGCCUACCUGGGUGUCCCAUUUGCCAAGCCACCUGUAGGCCCUGCUCUGAGACUGGCUGCACCUCAGCCUGUAGAGGGAUGGGAAGGAGUGAGGGACGCCACCAAGCAACCACUCAUGUGUGUUCAACAUAAACAGUUUACCAUAGAUCUGCUUGAUAAACUCGGUGACAUGUUGGUAGAAAUCCCAGACAUUUCAGAAGACUGCCUUUACCUCAAUAUUUAUACUCCAGCAAACAGAGCUCCCAAUGCCAAACUACCAGUAAGAAAGGUUAUGGUCUGGAUCAUGGGGGAGGGUUUCUUUGGGUCAGUUAUAUAUGAUGGCUCUGCCCUGGCUGCAUACCAGGAUGUUGUUGUGGUUCUGAUCCAGUACCGCUUGGGACUUCUUGGCUUUCUCAGCACCGCAGAUGAACACAUGCCCGGGAACUUUGGCCUGCUGGACCAGGUACAAGCUCUGAGGUGGACCAAGGAGCACAUUCACAACUUUGGAGGAGACCCAGAUUUAGUUACCAUAUUUGGGGAGUCUGCUGGUGGAAUGAGUGUAUCCCUUCUGCUUCUCUCUCCAUUGUCUGAUGGCCUGUUUCACCAUGCCAUUGCUGAGAGUGGCACUGCUGCAAUGGACAGAGGGGAAUUUUGCAAGCCAAAUUUUGUUGGGAGUGACCAUGGAGAUGAACUCUUUACUGUAUUUGGAUUCUGCUUCACAACUUCCCAUGUCACAAUAACCAGUGCAUGUCCUGAAGAGGAGGAGCAGUUGAGCAAAGUCGUUAUGAGCUACUGGGGCAACUUCGCUCACACAGGGUCUCCUAAUGGGAACGGUCUUGUACACUGGCCAAAGUAUGGAGCAGAAGAAUACUACUUGGAAAUUGGUACGAAGGAGCAGGCAGUUGGUCAGCACUUGAAGAAGGACCGCUUCGUCUUCAUGACUCAGACCCUACCGCAGAAGGUCCAACAAUAUAAAAAGGAACACAGCGAGUUGUAGAACAGUCACUUUCUCUUUUCAUAUUUUUUUUUUUAAUGAUUCCAUUUUAAACCACAAACAAGUCAACCAGAAAUGCAUUAGACAUACUGUGAAAUUAUUGUUAAACAUAAUGAGAUAACAAAAUUGUAAUAAAUAUUUUAACAAACUUUUGUAGUACUUUUUGUAGCCUAUACAAACAUCACACAUUGUGAGAAUUGUCCAGUUCCACAACUUAACUUAAAAACUUAGACUUUAAAAUUGAAAAGCCCAAAAGGAAAUAUGUAGUAGAAGGGCAUCUUAAAUGACAUGAUGAUACUACUACUGAGUUAAGUUAGGCCACACAUUUAAUACCU